Messenger RNA from Melospiza melodia melodia, 3582 nucleotides. It is a transcript of the gene FADS6, whose product is annotated as fatty acid desaturase 6. The transcript has 7 exons. Gene Ontology annotation, cellular component: membrane. Bases 72 to 1286 code for a protein of 404 amino acids. Gene Ontology annotation, biological process: lipid metabolic process. Lineage: Eukaryota; Metazoa; Chordata; Aves; Passeriformes; Passerellidae. The record is from RefSeq and is a predicted model, not a curated record. Gene Ontology annotation, molecular function: oxidoreductase activity, acting on paired donors, with oxidation of a pair of donors resulting in the reduction of molecular oxygen to two molecules of water.
CGCCCCGCUCCUCCUCCUCCUCCUCCUCCUCCCGCAGCCGGAGCGCCGGGAGAGCCGCGGGGCUGCCGGCGAUGCCGCUGGAGGACGGGGACCCGCUGAGCCCGGGGGCACGGCAGGUCCGCGGAGAGACCAGCGGUGUCCCCCGGCUCCCGGCGAUGGGGGAGCCCUCGCUGCGGGGCACGACAGCGCCUGGUGGCGGCAGGACAGACGCGGUGGCCGAGGGCUGGGAGCCGGGGCCAGCGCUGGGUGAUGGAGAUGUGAGCCCCGGGGCAGCCCCACGGCGAGCACGGCGGCCCGAGGAAGCCCUGAUGAGCGAGCUUUCGGAGCUGGUGCAGAAGGUGGUGAAGAGCAGCAGCUGGUGGGAGCGGCACGGCGUGGACAUCAGCAUCCUUGCCUGCAGCUUCCUCCUGCUCCCAGCAGGGUUCCUGUGCCUGCGGUCGGCCCAGGCCAUCCCUUUCCUGGCGGGUGUCCUCACCCUUGGCGUGGUGCAUCACACCCUGACCGUCAAGGGCAGCCACCUGGCCAGCCACAAUGCCUUGACUGAGUCCAAGUCCUGGAGCAAAGUGUGGGCUGUCUUCUUCAUUGAGCUCUGCUCAGCUUUCACAGUCGAGCAGGCCACCUACAACCAUGUGAAGAUCCACCACGGCUACACCAACGUCAUUGGCCUGGGGGACUCCAGCACGUGGAAACUUCCUUUCCUGAACCGCUACGUCUACAUGUUCAUCGCUCCUCUGGCAGUGCCCAUCCUAACCCCGCUGGUUGCACUUGAUUUAUUGAGGAAUGUGGAGUGGAAGGCAGCUCUCCGGACCCUCUGCUGCAUGUUUCUGGGGUUUUACUGCCAUUACUGGCUCCUGCUCCACGUCUCGGGCUUCCAGUCGCCGUGGUCUGCCCUGCUCUGCAUGCUGGUCACCCGCUCCCUCCUGGCCCAUCCCUACAUCCAUGUCAACAUCUUCCAGCACAUCGGCCUCCCCAUGUUUGCCGCCGACCGCAAACCCCGGCGCAUCCACCUCAUGAGCCGGGGCGUCCUCAACCUGCCCCGCAACCCCCUCCUGGACUGGUCCUUCGGCCACUCGCUCAUCAGCUGCCACGUGGAGCAUCACCUCUUCCCCAGCCUCUCUGACAACAUGUGCCUGAAGAUCAAACCCAUCGUCUCCCAGUACCUGAAGCAGAAGAAGCUGCCCUACAACGAGGACACGUACAGCUCCAGGCUCUGGCUCUUCCUGCAGAGAUACGAGGAGCUGAUGGUCCAUGCUCCCCCCAUAACGGAGCUGGUGGGCAUCCAGUGAGGGCCCUGGGGGCUGUUUCCUGCAGGGACAUUCAGAGGGAUGGUUCCAGCAGGACCAACACCUCCGUGAAGUCACCAUGUAGGAAACAUCCCUCCCUGAAGUUUUUGCUUUUGGCUAGAAAAUGGUGCACAGAGCCACUGCAGGGGGAGAGCCUGGUGGGGCAGCACCAGGGACAGAAAAAUCAGCAUUCCCCACGGUUGUUCCCAGUUUAUCCACUCUGCUCUCACACCUGGGGAGAGGAACCCACCCCAUCCGUGGGGAAUGUGGCACCAGUCCAGGACGUCCAGCAUUGAGAAGCACCAGGAUCUGCAGGAUGGAGCUGCAGCUGUUUGGUUGGGGUCUCAGGGAAGGGGUGGAUGUGGGGAGGGGGCUGUGACGCUGCUGCUUGUGCUUUGCCUGACUUUGGGCUAAAUCGGCCCCUUCUAGGAACAAAGAUUUGUUUCAAAGAUAAGUUCAGCCUUAACACUUUGGGCUGGAUUUCCUUUAUCAUUGGGGUUUUUUGCUGGAGGGAGUCUGGCUGGUGUCCUGUGCUGCCCAGGGUAGGAGUGGGGCAGAGACCCUCACCCCAUGGGGGUGCCAGUGUUGGGGUGCCAGAGGUGGCCCCAGCCUGGGCAUUGCUGUGGCAAGGAUUUAUCAAGGGAAUCAGAGGCAGGCAGGCAGGGCCUGGGAGGCUUUCCCUGCCUGGGGAGGGUGAGCUCUGCCCCCUGUGCUGCUCCCGUGGGCAUCUGUGGGGAGCUGUGUCUGCGGCACCGACGGCAAAGCCCGGCCCAGGGGAGCUGGCACAGCAAAGGCAGAUGGCCAAACUGGGAGCACAGGGGCUCUGCUCUCAGCCUGGGGUUGUGCUCUUUGGUUUGAGUGUUCUCCCAUCCGGGCUGCACCCCUGCAGUGCCACGUUGGGGAUUCAUGAGGCUUCACAGGCAAACGUGCCCCAAGGCUCAAGGAUGCUGUGCCCUGGCCCGUGGCAGAGGGCAGUCCAUGGUGUUUUACUCAGCUUCUCCUCCAGCACGUCCAGGAGCCUCCUGAGAUGCACAGGAGAAGGGUCCCUGUGGUGUGAGGGGCCCUGCAUCCAUCCAGUGUAACCCUUUGGCAUCAGAAAUGUUGAGUUAUUGAUUUGUGCUGGGCAGGGGUCCAGCGCUGCUGAUGCACUGAUCUGGUGUCAUUGCCACCUCUCUGCAGGCCCAUGUGGGUCAUCGAUCUGGGCAUUGUGAAACACCCAGAGGGCAAAUCCCACAAAUCCCACCCUCUGGGCUGGGGCUGGGGGAGCAGCUGGAGGAGCGUGGCCAGAGCAAAUGGCCUGAAUGCUCUGAGCCCCCCACACCCUUCCCCAAUUCAUCAAUCAAUUGAGCAUCACAGAUAAGAUAAAUGUGACAAAUUAUUGACAUUCCCAGCUCCAGCAAGGGGGUGAGGGAGCGUUAGAGGUGCUUUUGGUUCAGGCAGGGUAAUCUUAACCCCACAUGUUCCUCUGUGUGGGCACAAAAUGCUCUUUUGCCCGUUCUGCUGCAAGAGAUCAAGCCCCAAAAUGUUCCCAGGCAUUGGUCAGAGCAACAGCUCCUCCCCAGCUGCAUUUUGUGGACGUUGUUUAAAGCAAUGCCAGCUGAAGGCAAGUGUUUGCAGGUCCCUCAGCCAGCAGGAGACAGCCUGUGGUUUGGGAAAUAGAUGGAUUAUUCCCUGCCAGAACUGGUGGAUACAGAAGUUAAAGGGGAAAGGGAGAAUUCUGGAAAAAAAGGAGGAUUUUGACUCCUGGGCUUGGAACCCUCCAAAUUUAAACCUGCUGCUUUUGUGGAUGACCUCUGUGGUGAUAUUUGGAGCCUUCAGCCUUGCUCCUCUGGGCAGGGGCUCAGUGGUUGCUGUGAUGAGCUGAGGAUGAGGGUUUGGAGCUGUUGCAAUUCCUGGUCCUGGCCACAGCCCUCCUGAAGGAGCGGGUGCAGAAGGAGGCACAGAGCCAGCUGCUGUUUCCAGCGUGCCUUUGCAGAAAGCUAUCAGCUCAUUUCCACAACCAGGAGAGAAAGUGUGUGAGUUUUAUGAUCCAUAUUACAACCAGCUCCUGGCUGUAAACUCCUCAUGGUCUUAAUUGCAUUUUAAAAGCCCCGUCAAGCACUUGCCUGCGUGCUCUGGCAUCUGGCCAACUUUUCAAUGUCUGCUGGGCCCGCUGAGAUGAUUUUUCUGUCUGGUGUGUUGUGCAGUGGCUGAACAAGAUGGGAUGUAGUGAUCCUGCAUGGAGGUGAGAGCACCAGCAUCUGAAAUGCGCUCUGAUGGGGAUGAAGGAGGAAAUAAAGCAGCGACCGUGGGGACGCUG